Drosophila busckii is the source of this 3816-nucleotide messenger RNA. RefSeq names its product apoptosis-resistant E3 ubiquitin protein ligase 1. The record is from RefSeq and is a predicted model, not a curated record. Gene Ontology annotation, biological process: positive regulation of protein catabolic process; protein polyubiquitination; negative regulation of apoptotic process. Gene Ontology annotation, molecular function: ubiquitin-protein transferase activity. Lineage: Eukaryota; Metazoa; Arthropoda; Insecta; Diptera; Drosophilidae.
GCAAUUACAAUUAAAAAUUCAACAAUGUGGUCGCCCGAAUCGGAAAUUAACUCCAUAGCCAUGGUCACCACAAUGCGCCACUCGCAGUCCGCGUCCUCAGGCAUUUCAUCGCUGUCCAGCUCGGGGGAUCCGGAACGCUUGCCGGAGCUGCCGCCGGGGGACGAGCAGCGACUGCAGCGGGCUGCGCUGCAUCUGCAGCAGAAGCUGAUCCUGCGCGAAUGGCUGCGGGAGCAUCGACUGCAGCAUCACUAUCAGCGACUGCUGGCCGUUGAGGUGGCCUCGCUGGAGGACGUCUACUGGCUGGAGGAUUCGCGGGCGAGCAAGAUUUUAGGCAAGGACUGGCAGCUGUGGUCGACGGCGCGCCAGAGCCUGCCCACAUCGAAGGCACAGCUGGACGCAUUGAAGGCGCAGCUGUGGUCGACGGUGGUCAAGUCGAGCCAGCACCAGGACGCCUGGACAUGGGGUGGCAUGCUGGUGGUCUCUGUCUCGGUUGCCGGUCUAGUCACGCUUGCCGCCAUGACGCAGCCCUCGCUGGCGCCCGAGGCGCGACACUCGCUGCUGCAGUACGUCACCGGCAAGUAUCUGCUGCCGGCCAACUGUAAGGUGCAGUGGGACUGGAAGGAUCCGGCUCCGGUGGGCGGCACCAUGUGCUUUGUGGUGCGCUUCUUCCAGCGCAACGGCCAGCCCUAUCCCAUCUGCGAUACGGAUCAGUUCUUUGUCGAAGUCACCGAGGGCACACGCAAGGUGGUCACAAUAAGCGAGCUCGCCUCCACGGAUCCCAACAAUGCCAACAUAGCCAAAGUGAAGUUUACAGUGCGCACCGCUGGCCAGUACAAGAUCUCGGUGCUCAUCGGCGCCAGCCACAUUGCCGGCUCGCCCUUUGUGCGCAACUUCCUGCCCGGCGCCAUCGAUGCGCGCCGCUCCCGCUUCAUUCGUCCCGCCAGCACGGUCAUCUGCUGUGCCGGCGCCCCCACGCUCAUGCACAUCGAACCGCGCGACGAGUUCGGCAAUGCCUGUCUCUUCGAGCAGUCCGACGAGGCGCUGCAGGGCUACCAGGUGGCCAUCUAUGAUCUGCACGGUGUGUCGCUCGAGAAGCUGCAGCAUGCCAUUAGCUUCAGCUACGAUCGCGUCAACUCGCGCGUGUCCGUGACCGCGCUCUUUCCCGAGCCCAUUUGCCUGCGCGCCGUCAUCAGCUACCAGGAGCAGCAGCUGCCCAACGGCGACUUUGACAUCAUUGUGCUGAGCAGCAGCGACACCACGUUGGUGCACAAGAACAUCGCUUCGAGGAAGCACAACAUUUGCUACGAAGCCAGGCUCUUGAGCAUCUAUGGGGCGGCCAAGAGCAAGCCGCGCAAGGUGCUCUGCUAUGUGGGGCCCAAGCAGAACUCAUUGAUAUUCCAGGUGACCAUCAAGGAGAUGAUACUCAAGUUUAUACCCAAGCGCAUUGCCACCUUUCGCUUGUGUCCGUCGACCAAGUUUCACUUUCUGCCGCAGCUGGUGACACAGCUGCAUGGCCCAGUGUUCGUCAUAGACGAUGGCGCCCAGCCGCGCAUUGAGCUGGCCUCCAAGGAUCGAAACAUCAUUGCCGCCACCUUUACGCACUUUCUGCUGAAGAACAUUGGCGGCUCGGAGACGUUCAAGGAUAAGCAGGACUUCUUUUAUCACGAGGUGCGCAAGUUCCAUGCCAGCUACUAUCACGAGAAAAUGGCGCUCAAAGUGCAGCGCGACAAGAUACUCGAAAGCAGCAUGAAGGCCACCAAGGGCUUCUCCGUCUCGGACUGGUGCGGCAACUUUGAGGUCACAUUCCAGGGUGAGCAGGGCAUCGACUGGGGUGGACUGCGUCGCGAAUGGUUCGAGCUUGUCUGCAGCGCACUCUUCGACACGCGCAGCAAUCUCUUCUGCACAUUCCAUGACAAGCAUCAGGCUCUGGUGCAUCCGAAUCCCAAUCGCCCCGCCCAGCUCAAGCUCAAGCACUUUGAGUUCGCUGGCAAAAUGGUGGGCAAGUGUCUCUUUGAAAGCGCUCUGGGCGGCAGCUAUCGCCAGCUGGUGCGCGCUCGCUUCAGUCGCUCCUUCCUGGCACAGCUCAUUGGACUACGCGUGCACUACAAGUACUUUGAGCAGGACGAUCCCGACUUGUAUCUGUCCAAGAUUAAGUACAUACUGGACACAGAUUUGGAUGCUACGGACACGCUGGAGUUGUUUUUUGUCGAGGAGCUUUACGAUGCCAGCGGUCAGCUGAGCAAGACCAUUGAGCUGAUACCGAAUGGUGCCAGGACACGCGUCACCAAUGCCACAAAGAAUCAAUAUUUGGAUGCUCUAGCGCAGCAGCGACUCUGCAAUAGCGUCAAGGAUGAGGUGGACAGUUUUCUCAAGGGUCUAAAUGCCAUAAUACCCGAUAAUUUACUCAGCAUUUUUGAUGAGAACGAACUGGAGCUGCUCAUGUGCGGCACUGGCGAGUACUCCAUCAGCGACUUUAAGGCGCAUCACAUUGCCAACGGCAACUCGUCCGAGUUUCGACGUGUGCUGGCCUGGUUCUGGGCCGGCGUCAGCAACUUUAGUCAAACCGAAAUGGCGCGUCUGCUGCAAUUUACCACGGGCUGUUCCCAGCUGCCACCCGGCGGCUUUCAGGAGCUCAACCCGCAGUUUCAAAUCACAGCAGCGCCCACUUUUGGUAAUCUGCCCACAGCGCACACCUGUUUCAAUCAGCUCUGCCUGCCCGACUACGAAAGCUAUGAGCAAUUCGAGAAGUCACUGCUGCUGGCCAUCAGCGAGGGCAGCGAGGGUUUCGGCAUGGUCUAAGCACAAGAUCUCAUAUUCAAACUAUAUAUAUAUAUUUAUAUAGAGAAGCGUAUAGCAUAUAAUGUAUUUUGUGUAGCGGCUACAAACUGUGUUCCUGCGCUUUAUAUAUGUGUCGAUAAAAAUUAAGUAAAUUAGACGAUAAGAGUGUGAGUAGUGUUCAAAUUCAAAAUGCAAAAACUUCUUAAUCAAAGCAUGUUGCAUUGCUUUAUUCCUUUUUCUAACUCUGUAUACAUUUGUUGGAUUAGAGUCUAGUCUGUGUGUAACCAAAAAGCAAACGCGAAACUACAACUUAAAGCAAUAUAUAUAACUAUAAUAUGUAUAUGUAUUAAUUAAGAACAUAUUAGUUUUUUAGCAACCAUUCGGAUAUUGCAAACCAAAAGUGAAAUUUAAAAUGAAAAUGAAAAUGAAUAUAUAUCAUCAUCAAAAAGUAUGUGAUAAUUGUAUUAUAAGCUGAAGCAAGUUAAUCGUAAAACGUAACUAUUUUUAAACUCGAAAAUAUAUCAAAAACCCGAAAGGAAACCAAAACCAAAGCUAACUAAAUAGUCGAACUUAAUUAACCGCUUGCUGUGCUGUGUAAAAACCUUGAAGCCAUUCAAUUCCACUUGAAAGCAUUCUGUAGUUUUUCGCAUCGAUUGUACUUGUACUUAAAUUUAAAUAGUUAUAGUAUUCCCCAUGGAUACAAAGUUCGCUCUCUCUUUGAAACCGCCAAGAUACAAACAAACAAAAUGAAACUAGUUCAACCUAAGGAUAUUGUUACAUACAUCUAAGUAGUGAAAACAAAAGAUUGCCGCUGAAAGUUACAUGUUAGUUGUUAGUUUAAAAAACCAAAUGUGUUAAAAGCAAAGAAAAUCAAAUUGAUUCAAUAACAAAACCAAACAUAUUAAAUUAGCGCUAGUAAUUGUAAUUGUAGCAAUUGUUGAAUUGAGUAAUCCAGAAUUGAAAGCAAAAAGAUCUCUCUAUUAUGUAAAUCAGAUGAUUUCAUCCAUCAGUUGAAAAUAAAAAGAAAACUAACACUAA